This is a messenger RNA of Cygnus atratus (black swan), 1715 nucleotides long. It is a transcript of the gene GLIPR1L2, whose product is annotated as GLIPR1 like 2. The transcript has 6 exons. The coding region runs from base 197 to 838 and encodes 213 amino acids. The record is from RefSeq and is a predicted model, not a curated record. NCBI's taxonomy places the organism in Eukaryota, Metazoa, Chordata, Aves, Anseriformes, Anatidae.
GAAAGAAGGAUUUAGAAACAUUGUUAGAAAAAGCAACAGGCCUUAGGGAGAAAACUGUAUUGGCAACCAAGUGGAGAUGAAGAGUGAACCAAAACGUAUGUGCAAAGCCCAGCCUAGGCAUUGAAACCCAAGAUCUUGUAUAUAAGACAUAAAACUAGGUACUUUAAGGAUAGAGGAAACCUGCUGAAAAACAGUCAUGAGUGGAACACAAAUAAAAAAGACCUGGGAUGCAGCUUUGGCAAGGACGGCCAGGGCGUGGGCAAAUAAAUGCCUUUUUAAACAUAACACAUAUUUAAGUGAGAGAUAUCAAUGUCAUCCUACUUUUGCAUCUGUUGGAGAGAAUAUUUGGAUUGGAAGUUAUCAAAUAUUUGAUGUUCAGACUGCCAUUAGAACAUGGUAUAACGAGAACAGAUUCUACAAUUUCUCAGUGCACACAUGUGCUAGGUCUUGCAGUCAUUACGCUCAGGUUGUUUGGGACAAUUCAUACAAACUAGGCUGUGCUGUUGUUUUUUGUAAGGAAGUUGCAGGAAUAAGAAAUGCAGCAAAUUUUGUUUGCAACUAUGGACCAAGUGGUAUUUUUCCAAGAAGACCAUAUAAAGAAGGAGUACCAUGCAGCCAAUGUUCAAAAGGGGACACCUGUGGAUAUAAAUUGUGUAAAAAUGCAGAACGUGAUAAAAUUAUCUAUUACUCAAGAUGGCAUCCCCCUUGGGAGUUCAGAAUUAUAUGUGAUGAGGCUUGUAUCACACUUAUAGUUUCGAGAGCAUUGUUGAUGUUUCUUGUUGUUUUAAUUGUUUAUUUUAUCAAAAAGCACUUUACAAACAUGAAUAUGUCUACAUAACUGUAUUUGAAAUACAUACUACGUUCUGAAGAUAAUCUCUAAUGAAUUAAGCAAAAAGUCUUAUUGCCAUAACUUUAAAGACAGCUUUCUUUUCAAGUAAUUUUGUUACUACUUUAUGCUGUUUAUAAAAAGAUAACAUGCUAUAAAACUGAACAUACUUGUAGGUAAGACCCAUGCUGGGAAAAUAUUAAGCUAAAGACGGCAUCUGAUAAGAUCCAAGGCAUUGUUUUUAAUUACCAAAUUUACAUAUUCAACUGCAUUUAAUUACCAAAUUUACAUACUAUAUUCCCGGUAUUCAAGGAGAAAAUUACUUAUCAGUUAAAUAACUUACAAUUCAUCCUAAGCCAAUAUUUGAAGUGAAAAUUGCUGAAUUUAGAUGCUGAGAGGAAGUACAUCGUAUUAUGUACUCAGUCCUAUUUCCUAGAGUGACAGAAUGUUCUGACUAAAAUAUAUAGUGAGAAGGUUCUGUAGAAACAGUUCUUUAGAAGUCUUGAUGUUUGACAAGUUAGUACAAUUUGGUUUUUAUUCAGUAAUGUAUUUAUCGUUCCUCCUUCAAAAUAAAAUGCCAAACCUUGUGUUUCAUUUGUAAAUUUUUUAUUUUCUUUGUUUUACCCUGUACUGUUACUUAUGCAUAAGGUAUUUCCUGUUCUGUAAAUGUUCUAAAGUUUUAAUAAUAAAUUUUCUGGUUUUUUUUUGGAAACCUGCUUAAGUCCUUUUAUACAACACAGAUUUUAUUCUUCUGUAUCCAAGAGAGCAAGUCUUUAAUUCAUAUGCUUUAAUUUCACUUUCUCUUAAAAGCGAAUUAUAUUUACACAAGGAUCCGAAGCUGUUUUUGUUACCAGUUUAAUAAAAUAGAUUUUCUUAAUUGUAUCAGUUU